This is a messenger RNA of Clunio marinus, 1450 nucleotides long. Lineage: Eukaryota; Metazoa; Arthropoda; Insecta; Diptera; Chironomidae. The record is from the annotation of a GenBank genome assembly.
CCCAAAGUUUCAUACCCCAAUAGUGAGAAAACUCGCAAACAAACUCUGAGAAACUUCUCCGUUUAUUCAGUUUAUUCUUAGUUUUCUUCGUAUCAACUUUGGAAUUCGCUUUAUUUACACAAAAAAAAUAUAAAUAAUAAUUUGCCUUUGAAAGCGAUAAAAUAACGAACAUAGAACAACAAUUUGGAAUAGAUAUAGAACAAGUUGUUGAAAAGUUGAUUUGUUCUCAUUAAAAAAAAUAAAAAAAAACUAAAUAGAAUAAUUUAGAUGACGAUUUGGUUGUUAACAACGAAAGCAUAAAAGCUAAAAACGAAAUGAUUUCUUCAAACAUUGUACGUGAUGAGGAAGGCUUAAUUGUACCGAGAAAGCUUAUCAAUCCAUGUCUGGAAUCUUCUGAUCGUCAAAACCUCCAUCGAGAACUCUUGUUUAAUCAAAAGAUUGGCAAGAAUGUUCUUAAUCAGAAGACAGAACUGCAACGGGCCUUGGAAAAGCAAAAAGAACGCCAAGUAAUUGCUGCUCAAAAUGAAAUGAAUAAAGACUGUCACACAACGUCGUUACAUGGUGAACUUGGAAAAGUCAUAAUGGAACGAGCUCAAAAGAAUAGACCUAAGGACGAGCAAAACACGUGUAACAACACCGAGUUUAAUGAAGAAUAUCUCAAAGCCCGCGCUAAAUUACGUGGCUGUAACAAAUACACUUGAUAUAAUUAAACAUUAAGAUAACUUCUUUUCAUCGACGAUAUUUAUGAAAAGAAAUCAGAAAACAAUUUGCAAUAAUUAUAAUUUUAAACGAACAACACAAAAUUAUGAAAAAAAAUCUCAAGUUGAAAGAAUGUUUUCAAAUUUGUUUUUAGAUAUUUUAGAAAAUUAGUGAUUUAACUGUGAAGAAUGGAAAGAAAACAAGAAAAUUGAUGUUUAAUCAUUUGAUUUUGUGUUAGGAUAGAUGAUUGUCGUUAUUGAGGAAAAUUUUUGCAAGCUAAAAGCUCACAAAGUAAAUGAAACUACAAACAAGAAAGAUGUCAACGAAUUUAAGCUCACAACAGAUCGAUUAACGAGAAACAUAUAAAGCAAAGAUUAUCUACUUUCAAAUUAUAUUUUAACGUAGUAUUUUCAAAGGAGUUAAGCUCAAGAUUGACGAUAAUAUGAACGAAUAUUCUUGUUGGAUAUUUAAGAUAUUUAAUCCCUCAUAGUAAUUCGCAUAAUCCGAUCUAAUCUCGACUCCAGAUUUGUAGAUAAGAUGAAAGAAGUGAACAUAAUGAUGAUGAUAUAUUUUUAUAAUCCUCAAUUUUAAAGAUGAAAACAAAACAUAUUUGAGACAAUGAUAUCGAGUUCAGUGCAUGCAUUUCUUGCUUUUUAAAACCUAUAGUAGAAAUUUUUAAUUUAUCUUGGUCAAUCGUUUAAAAACAUUGUGAUUUCAAUAAACUAAUAAUUCCAUGAAAAAUGAAAAACAA